Molecule: messenger RNA, 1616 nt
Organism: Mirounga angustirostris (Northern elephant seal)
Lineage: Eukaryota; Metazoa; Chordata; Mammalia; Carnivora; Phocidae
Gene: CCDC28B
Product: coiled-coil domain containing 28B
Exons: 6
Coding region: 620-1351 (243 amino acids)
Cellular component (GO): centrosome
Source: RefSeq, a predicted model, not a curated record
GGCAGCCUGGAGCGAGCAGCUUGGGAGAACCCCUGGAAAGAGCCCCCGGGCCCUCCUCCGGGAGGACCUCAGCUGACCCGAGGCUUAGGGGGUGGAGCUGGACGGGAGGCUGAGCAGUGCCAGCCACAGGCCAUUGUUGGAAGCCCAGACGGCCAGCUGCCCGACCACCCACCCCACCCUGGCCGCAGCGGCAGGGAGCCCGUCCCAGAGAACAUCUGGGAGUUGCCUGAUGUUUGGGGUUGGGGGUGGGCGGAAGAGGAGGGAUGCCAGUGUCCGAGUGGGUGGGGGAUCCCACAGUGAGCGCCGUCACCCAUCCUCUGGGGGUGACUGCCUGACACUAAGGUCUUCCCAGGCGCCCCCACCCACAUCUUGGUCACCUCCCUUGCCGACAAAGUUUGUCAGCAGCUGCCCGGACAGCUGAUUAAAUAAAUACAAGAGGACCUGGUUAAGACACCCCUAACCCUCCGCUGGCCUCCUGCCGGCUCACAGCCUCGCUGCCUCCCCCUCCGUUUCCUCUGCCAGCUUCCCGACAGGAAACCCCAGCAGCAGCGGGACAACAGUGUCUGGUCCAGCCCUUCCAGGCAGCAGCCAGUGGGACCUGAGGCCCAGCCGGCAUCCAAUGGAGGACAAGAAGAAGAAAAGGAGUCCCAAGCCCUGCCUGACCCAGCCAGCCCAGGCCCCGGGAACACUACGAAGGGUCCCUGUGCCCACCAGCCACAGCGGCUCCUUGGCCCUGGGACUCCCUCAUCUGCCCUCCCCCAAGCAGCGGGCCAAGUUCAAGAGGGUAGGCAAGGAGAAAUGCCGUCCGGUGCUGGCCGGAAGCGGGGGCGGCUCGGCAGGCACUCCCCUGCAGCACUCCUUUCUGACCGAGGUGACAGACGUCUAUGAGAUGGAGGGGGGACUGCUGAACCUGCUCAAUGAUUUUCACUCGGGCCGGCUGCAGGCCUUUGGGAAGGAAUGCUCCUUUGAGCAGUUGGAGCACGUGCGGGAGAUGCAGGAGAAGCUGGCCCGGCUGCACUUCAGCCUGGACGUGUGUGGGGAGGAGGAGGAUGAGGAGGAAGAGGACGGGGUCACUGAGGGGCUGCCUGAGGAGCAGAAGAAGACGAUGGCUGACCGAAACCUGGACCAGCUGCUUAGCAAUCUGGAAGAUCUUAGUAAUUCUAUGUAUCCUUUCCAGGGGACCCUGCUGUGUUCUCAGCCAGAAAUAGUGCGGGUGCACGUACUUGCAAGAUCUAGACCAGAAGAGAAGGGAGUAAGCUACCUAGCCAGAAGGGCGGGUGUGGACUGCAACUUGGACCACGGAUCACCCGAGUCCUCCGACCCCGCCUCUUUGCGCAGUUGGGGAAACUAAGCCUGUGCAGGAUGGACAGACAGGGCUGGAAAGACUGGGGUCCAAAGCAUCGCAAUCCUUGACUGGCACAGACAGAAGUUGCACCUGGCCGAGAACGCCGAGCCUGAGGAGCAGUCAGCCGUGUAGAUGUCGGACCCAGGCCCAGACUGCCCCUCUCAUGCCCUUCAAACUGUGACCUUUUAUGGACUCGAUCGGGUAUUACGCGGCUCCCCAGGUGCUAUGGGGGAGGGGGGCACUGGAUGGAAUUAAACCAGAAAAAAAGAAA